AUGUUUGAUAACAUCGAGGAGUUACGCUCAGAAGAUAAUUAUCAAAAGCAUGAGGCUACUUUGAAAACCAUACGCAAUGAAAUUGAGAAGUUGAGAUCGGAUCUAGACGAUCUAAAGCACAAAGCUACCGCCGAGUCAAUAUCCUCGUUGGACCUUUCUGUAACGCAGAAUGUUUUCUCCGUCGAGACGGUAGAGAACAAUGCUCUUUGGCGCUGGCUUUUCGAGAAUAAACAAUUCAAAAGUUGGAAGGUGCCUCAUCAGUCUGCUUCCCCUAGAUUCUUUGGCUUGUCAGGAGCACCUGGUGCGGGCAAAACCUUUCUGGCAACUACGGUCGUCCGUCACUUCCAAACGCAAGAGACAUCGCAAGCGGUUGGUGUGGCUUUCGUGCAUUUUGACUAUCGAGACCGAAAGUCCCAAACAUUUGAAAACGUAAUGAAACGCCUCAUCCAGCAGCUGACGAAGAGCCUUGAAAGAGAUUCUGGAGAUUCUAGUCUUCUUCAUAUGAAGAACGAGUCUGCGAGAAGUCGCCCCCAAGUGGAGCACUUCUUGGAAAUACUGAACGUCGUCACCGAAAGCUUUUCGGACGUGCGUAUUGUCAUCGACGCUCUAGAUGAGUGUGAUCAGACUAUGAGAAAGAUAUUUGUCAAAAUGCUCCAAAGUCUGCCUGCAAAGUAUCGAAUAUUCUGUACUUCUCGAUAUCUCGGCGAAGUGGACGAAAUAUAUUCGGAGUGGUCUUGGCUAGAUGUCAGUGCUACCAAGGAAUAUGUACGCUCCUAUGUAGAGCUACAGGUCAAGUCAUCUCCAAGGCUACAAAACUAUUUUCACGCAGCCCGUGAUCUUGAAGGAAUUAUUUGUGACCAGGUGACUAAGAACUCGCAAGGAUUACUCGCACUUGCAAACUCUUCUGUCUGUUUUCUCGAGGCUACGACGAGCGUGAAAAGUCUUCGUAAAGCGAUAAUUGUGCUACCCACGCAUAUCAAAGAAUUGUACGACCACACCAUGACGAGAAUCAGAAAACAGCCUGCAAAUCAGUCUAGACUAGCCAUCACAAUCCUGUCGUGGCUGACUUUGGCGACGAAGACGCUCACCGUUGGCGUGAUCAACAAUGCAAUUGCUGCCAUGGACUUGGAGAUUGGAGACACGUCACUUGAUAAAGACUCUUUUGUAGAUGAAGCGGAAAUGAUCAACGUAUGCUGCGGACUUGUGAGAAUCGAUCAAGAAACCAAAGUCAUCAGGUUCGCUCAUGGUACCAUUGAAAGAUUCUUCUACGAUGAAUGGCAGAGAACCAUCCCGAACGCAGCAAAAGACAUUUUGAACGCCAGGGAUAAUAUUUUGCUUUGUGACUCUACGGUCGACAGAGCCAAGGCUGAAUUGAUGGAUUGUAUACCAUCAGAUCCAGUCCCUUCUGAGGAUUCUAAAUGA
Messenger RNA from Glarea lozoyensis ATCC 20868, 1422 nucleotides. Its product is annotated as P-loop containing nucleoside triphosphate hydrolase. The coding region runs from base 1 to 1422 and encodes 473 amino acids. Lineage: Eukaryota; Fungi; Ascomycota; Leotiomycetes; Helotiales; Helotiaceae. The transcript has 6 exons. The record is from RefSeq and is a predicted model, not a curated record.